Messenger RNA from Cryptomeria japonica (Japanese cedar), 411 nucleotides. Its product is annotated as pentatricopeptide repeat-containing protein At3g57430, chloroplastic-like. The record is from RefSeq and is a predicted model, not a curated record. Lineage: Eukaryota; Viridiplantae; Streptophyta; Pinopsida; Cupressales; Cupressaceae. Gene Ontology annotation, molecular function: RNA binding; zinc ion binding. Gene Ontology annotation, biological process: RNA modification. The coding region runs from base 1 to 411 and encodes 136 amino acids. The transcript has 2 exons.
AUGACGAAAGAGAAAAAGGUGAAAAAAACUCCCGGAUGCAGUUGGAUUGAGGUCAAUAGAAAUGUUCACACUUUCCUGAUAGGAGAUAGGUUACAUCCUCAAACAGAGAAAAUAUAUGAGACGUUAGAGAUGUUAUCCAUGCAAAUGAAGGCAUUAGAAUAUGUUCCCGACUUAAGCUUUGUCCUGAGUGACGUUGAGGAAGAGCAAAAAGAACUAAUUCUUAGCCACCAUAGUGAGAAACAAGCAAUUGCAUUUGGGUUUAUGAAUACACAUCCUGGUACAAUUAUCAGAGUAACCAAAACCCUUCGCAUAUGUAGAGAUUUUCACAUUGCUGGGAUUUUCCUGUUUUCCCUUGAUGAUAAUAGCGCCAGCAGAGCUGCAGACAUGAUUGUGAUUGCGUUUACAAACUAA